AUUUAUUGUCUCUGAAGGUGCAGUUCGCCUCCUGACCACUCGUGGCGCUGCUCUCUGUGCCCCUCACUCUUUCCGCCCCUCGGUGGUUUCCGCUUCCUUCACACACCGACAUCGACACAAAGCUCAGAGGGAGACGCAGCUCGAAGGUCAAAGCUGAGGGCCAUGGCUCGAGGGCAGCAGAAGAUUCAGUCCCAGCAGAAGAACGCCAAGAAGGCAGCAGAGAAGAAGAAAGGUCAGGGCGCCGACCAGAAGACUGCGGCUAAAGCUGCUCUGGUCCACACCUGCCCUGUCUGCCGGACUCAAAUGCCUGACCCCAAGACUUUCAAGCAGCACUUUGAGAGCAAACACCCCAAGUCCCCGAUGCCUCCUGAGCUGGCCGACGUUCAGGCAUAAAGGAAUCGUCACCUGCAGCCGACCUGAACCCUGAAACACGAUGACCAGAAACUAAACCUUGAGCACCUGAGGGAAGUUGACGGAGAACACUGGGACCUGACACUAAUCGUGGACAUGGGGACGGACGGAGGGGCGUCGGUGGAUGUGUGUGUAUGUGCUGUGUACGUACGUGUGUGUUUGCGUAAGAGAAAACAAUAACGACGGGGCAGUAGUACACCACCAGCCCAUUUUUAUAUAUUUAUUGUGUACAACUACCUUGCUAUUCCAGAUCUGGGGGGAGGGAGCAGAACCAGCAAGAUUUCCUGCUAACACUGAACAAAGCUACGCUGUGGCUGAUGAUGGGGAGAGUUGACAGGUCUGAAAAAGCUACGAUGGGAAGUACUCGGUUGUACUUGCACAGUUUGUCGUCCAGAGGAAUAAACGGCAGUUUCAAAGCCCCCGCUAUAGAUUCCUCCACUCCUCCACAGCGGACAUGGCUCUGCUGUUGGGUCAAAACAUUUGAAAGGGACAAAGCGUUGAAAUGUUUGGCGGUUAAUGUCCGAGAAGAAGCGACAGACCCAACAGCUUCGCCUCGUCUGUGCUGCUGCUCCACGGGUGCCCUCGCUCAGUAACACCUUACAACAGUACCUCACGUUCGACCGUACAGCAAGUCUCAUAACAUUUCUAUUUUCUUUUUCCCAAACUCUUCUACUUCUGUGUUUAUUUUAGCGUCAACCUCCUCGGCCACUUUCUCUAAAUAAUCGCUGCAAUAAUUCCAUUUUUGUUUUUUGACGUAGCCUCAAGAACCGAAAACAUUUAGAUUUAAUUACGUAACGGCCAAAAAUAAUCAUUCCCAGUUGUAGACAAAGAAACUUCAUGAAUUUGCUUUCACUGUACUUUCUUUUUUUUUUUCUUCUUUUUUUUACCCUUUUGAAUAAAUCAGCAAUGUAUUUAA
Messenger RNA from Paralichthys olivaceus (Japanese flounder), 1327 nucleotides. The record is from RefSeq and is a predicted model, not a curated record. NCBI's taxonomy places the organism in Eukaryota, Metazoa, Chordata, Actinopteri, Pleuronectiformes, Paralichthyidae.